Nasonia vitripennis (jewel wasp) is the source of this 3012-nucleotide messenger RNA. Its product is annotated as SPRY domain-containing protein 7. NCBI's taxonomy places the organism in Eukaryota, Metazoa, Arthropoda, Insecta, Hymenoptera, Pteromalidae. Gene Ontology annotation, molecular function: protein binding. The record is from RefSeq and is a predicted model, not a curated record. The transcript is spliced from 4 exons. Bases 237 to 821 code for a protein of 194 amino acids.
AGACGCACAAACACUACGACGCGAGCGUCAAAGCAGUGAAAGGUUUUCUGUCAUCUGUCGUUAGUCGUGCUGCGAUACCUGUGAUCUACUGAUGUCCACUUAUUUAUUUUUAUUUAAUACAUUAAUUCCUGACUUUGUAUAAUGUUCAAAUUAAUCGCUUUAUCUCGGUAACACAGACUAUAGUGUAUUCUAUAGGAGUAUGGUUAUGAAAAAGUGCCAAAAGUGUAACUAAAACAAUGUUUGCCUGCUUUAGAAAUUGCUUUGAUAAUUUUGGGCUUGUUACUGCUCAACAUGAGCCCCAAAAAGAAGAAAAUUAUAUUUGUCUGGACACAAAUAAUAUGGGGCAAGAAGUAGUAGUAGUAAAAAAUUGUGGACGAGUAUGUGGUCGGGGAGCAGUAUUAGGAAAUGCUCCAUUAGUACAAAGCAAAAGUUAUUUUGAAGUAAAAAUACAACAAGAAGGAAUAUGGGGAGUAGGCAUUGCAACAAGGUCUACAAAUCUGGACACAAGCGUGGGUGGAAUGGAUGCUGAAAGCUGGGCUUUUAAUUCAGAUGGAGUAAUACGACACAAUAAGGAGGAGUUGCAUAAAGUGCAAAAUUUGCCUCAGGAAGGAGAUAUAAUCGGUAUCUCUUAUGAUCACGUAGAACUGAAUUUUUAUUUGAAUGGAAAAUCAAUGGAAGCACCUAUUAUGGGCAUCAAGGGAACGACUUAUCCUGUACUUUAUGUGGACGAUGGUGCAAUUUUAGAUUUUAUUUUAGAAAAUUUUGCUCACAGCCCACCAAUGGGUUUUGAAAAAAUUAUGUUGGAGCAAUCUCUGCUCUAGAAAACUAGUGCAUUUUCUCUAAACAACUACAUUCCUUCCGAUCAUCCAUCCACAUGUGUACAUUUGAGCAGUGUGAUUAAUCUUCAUUUUGUUUACAUCUAAAGCAUAAUCAAUAUCAAAGGAAUGAACCUAACUAAUGAUUGAAUCAUUAAGAAUGUACUAAAACAUACAUUUUCAAAGUUCCUCUACCCUUGGUAUUGCUGCAUGCUAAUGUCUUCUCGCAACGAAUAAAUUUUAAUUGUCAGAGAGCAAAUAUAAACACAGUGUGUGAAUAUAUUAACUUAAGUGUAUGCAGUACAUUGUAAUAUAACAAAAAAUACUGUUGAUACAGAAAAAAUAUUUAUCGAUAUAUAAUAUACAAUUCUAUUUAAUCUGUGCUGUUGUAUAAAAAAAUUAUUUUUACCACAAUGUGAUGAAGGUGAAAAAAAAUGGAAGAGAUUUCAAAAUCAAAAUACUUGAGAAUUCUCAGGAUUUAUUAAAAGGUUUACAUAAUCAAACAACUUUUAAUCAAGCUGCCACGUAUUACAAUAACUAUAUAUUUUCUUAUUUUUAUAAUAGUAGUAUACUGAAAUCUUAAAUAUAAUAUAUAUAUAUAUAUAUUGUAUACGUGUAUACAAUUCAUAUAAGAUUUUUUAUAUCCAGUAGUUCAGUAAUACUUAGAUCUAUUCGAUACAUUAUUUACACUCGCAUAAACAAGAUAUAAAUGGCUUAGACCUUUUUGUUCACUUCAUUAGGCAUAUGUCAUGGGUUCGUUGACCAUUCAUCUCAAAUUUGACUUUCUUAUUAUUAUUAUACAUUCCCUAAUGGACAGAUAACUAUUCUAAACAAGUGCAACACCCUGUUAAUAACACAAUUUUACAUAAUGUGUAAUUAACAAUUCUAAUGAUUAUAACAAAGAAUUUUAGUAAGUAUCAUUUUCAGCAACUAGAUCAAAAAAGUGGGUUACAUGCUUCCUCAGUCUGCCAUUAGUUUUGCCAAUAAACUUUUAUUAAGUGUCAUUUAAAUACUAGUUUUCAAAUGUUGCUUUUUGUGAACCUUGGAUUCACUUAUGGCACUGUUAUGGUAUUUUGAAACCUGCUCAAAUCAGAUGUGCAAUAGUUGUUAUUUACUUUCUCAGUAAAUAGAAUUUUCAAUCAUAAAUCAAUUUCAAAAAAUAAUUUUUAACUCGUUUGCCUCAUUUUCUGGCAAACUUUGUACAAUAUACAGAGAAUAUAAAUUCCGCAGAAAAAAAUUUUAGCAAAAAAAAAAAAAUAAUAAGUAGAAUGAUUAAAGUGUAAACUUUUAAAAAGUCCACAUAAAAGUCUUUUAAUAAAUGUCUUUGGUCCUUAAUAUUAUCAAUAUUUUCCAAAAACAGUAAAACAUUGUGUAAAAAGAAGAAAAUUGUAUGUAUGGUAUACGUUUGUUUAAGAUCUCUUUUUUAGGAGCAAGCAAUUAAAAUAAUUGAUAUUCCACACAAUGGCAUAACAAUUAUUGCUACUGUGUACUUACUUUAAAAAUUUACUACUACUAGAAUGCAUAACAAGAUUUCAAACUCAAAAGUUUGUUCAAGAUACCAUAAAAUUGUUAAAAUCGUUCAAAACAACAUGAUUAGAUAAACUUACUUAAAUCAAAUCUACAGUGUAACUACAAAAUAUGUUAACAUUUCUUAGCAAUUUUUCGACAACUCAAACCGGAAAGAUCGCACUUGAUAAAAAAAUUCAUCAGUAUUUAAAAGAUAUUUGCUUUAUGUUACAGUUAGGUUUAUUAUAAUAUUCCAAUCGUAUGAAAUAACUACUCUGGUAACCUAUAGUCUUAUUGCACGUAUCAACGUUCACUGUUGAGUAUUAGUUAUUAUCCUAUGUGAUAGUACAACUUUCUUAUUUUUGCUUACAUAAACUUUAGGCUGUUUCGAGAGCGCGAUUUCUUUUAAAAUACAAUUCAUUGAUCGUUCCGCAAAUAAAUCACAAAGAUUUGUAAAAUUUGUACAGUGGUAAAGCAACAUUUAUAAAAAAAUAUCGGGAUAAAAAUAGUUUAAAUUUUAUCGAAUAAUGUUCAUGAAUAACUCUUGAUUAAAAAUCGUUCUUUAACACUAUGCUUCUGCCGUUAAGAACUGCCAGUUUUAUGAUCAAUCAGAAUCCUUAUGAAUCAGAUAAAUGAUAGAGUUAAUUCAAAUCGUAACAGAGACUCCACAUAAAUAAAUGAUGUUUUGAUU